Molecule: messenger RNA, 2192 nt
Organism: Spea bombifrons (plains spadefoot toad)
Lineage: Eukaryota; Metazoa; Chordata; Amphibia; Anura; Pelobatidae
Gene: TPST2
Product: tyrosylprotein sulfotransferase 2
Exons: 8
Coding region: 330-1463 (377 amino acids)
Biological process (GO): peptidyl-tyrosine sulfation
Cellular component (GO): Golgi apparatus
Molecular function (GO): protein-tyrosine sulfotransferase activity
Source: RefSeq, a predicted model, not a curated record
UUACUGUAAGUGGGCGGUGCCAGCGACUGAUCCGCCGCUCUAGACGGUGCCUGUAUCGCGUGCGUGGGCGCGCUACCGGGCUUGAGGGAAAUGCGCUGCUAAUACGCGAGAGGUCCCCCACCGGGUUCUCCAGUAUAUGGGAGGGGGAGACGACUAGAGGUGCAACAGAAAUAGGCCAUCUUAAGAUGUUUUUACCGCGAAAAGGAGAGGGGAGGAAUUGCAAGAGAAGUCUUGGGUCACUUUCUGUGACCCAUUAAUGUGGUUAUAGGUGGAUGAGCAGUUGAACUAAAACCUAAAUCGCCUGGUAUCUUUGAACCUUAUGUGGACCAAUGAGAAUGCGGUUCACGGUGAGGAAGGUACUGUUGGUCAUAUGCCUCAUCAUAUUGGUUUCCUUGGCAGUACACCUUGGCCAGCAAAUGCUAGAAUGUCAGCAAAUUCUUGAUGAAGCCUAUGGCAGGAGAAAUCGUGCUGUAAUGAAGCCGGAGAAUGAAGAACUAGUCAUGAUGGACGCAGAUAAUGUAGAGUACAGGUACAGUAAGGACAUGCCACUUAUAUUUAUUGGUGGAGUGCCACGAAGCGGUACAACAUUGAUGAGAGCUAUGCUGGAUGCCCAUCCAGAUGUACGCUGUGGAGAAGAAACCCGCAUUAUUCCACGGAUUUUAGCAAUGCGUCAGGCUUGGUCAAAGUCUGGUAGCGAAAAAAUGAGACUCGAUGAAGCAGGUGUGACCGACCAUGUGAUGGAUGCUGCAGUGCAGGCUUUUAUACUGGAAAUCAUAGCCAAACAUGGUGAGCCUGCAAAAUUGCUCUGUAACAAAGACCCUUUUACCUUAAAAUCAUCUGUUUAUCUUUCAAAACUGUUUCCAAAUUCCAAAUUUCUUUUAAUGAUACGCGAUGGACGUGCCUCUGUACAUUCCAUGAUCACAAGGAAGAUCACCAUAGCUGGCUUUGAUCUAAACAGCUAUAGGGACUGCCUUACUAAGUGGAACAAAGCAAUAGAGAUUAUGCAUGCUCAAUGUUUAGAAAUCGGGGAGCGAAAGUGCCUUCCUGUAUAUUACGAACAGUUGGUUCUUCAUCCUAAGCAAACCAUGCAGGCAAUUACAGAGUUUCUGGGCAUCUCAUGGAAUGACGCGGUGCUGCAUCACGAAGAACUGAUUGGAAAACCUGGUGGCGUGUCCCUCUCAAAAACUGAAAAAUCAACAGACCAGGUAAUGAAGCCUGUGAAUCUAGAGGCUUUGUCAAAGUGGGUUGGAAAGCUUCCAGUGGACAUAGUAGAAGAUAUGCCUCGAAUAGCACCCAUGCUUGUCAGGCUUGGGUAUGAUCCCUUUGCGAACCCACCAAAAUAUGGUAGUCCAGAUGCCAUGGUAGUCAACAACACCCACAGAGUUAUGAAAGGAGAUUUUAAAACCCCAAACAGUCUAAAGGGACAUAUUCAGACCCAUCAGAAUAAUUCUUCUCACUGGUGACUUUAAAUUCAGGGACCAAAUUACUUGUCAUUAACAAGAAAGAAGAAAAUCCUUGCAGCUGUGAAAGGAAACCAGAUACCCAAGCAUAUUGCUUGCCAAAUGUUGCCAAACUGUGACUGUCCAGAGCGAAUGUAUUUGCACUUGUUUGUACGCUGGGAUCUUUAAAAUCUGCCAGUGAUUGUUGACCUCUUAAAUUCUUCCGAACUUGUAGUAGAAAAGGAUGUAAUCUGUUUUUACAAGUAAUUAAAUUCAGAUUUGUUGUGGCCAAGUAUUUUAUAUCGUAAGACAAAGCAUUUUAUACCGCAUUUAAUGCACUAGACCCUAAGCUAAAGACAAAUUGAAAGGUUGUUUUGUUUUAAUUUGUUCUACUUAGUAUCUUCUGAUCAUCUAUUUAAGGGAUUAAAUUGCAAGUCUAACAUAAAAAAAAGCUUCCCUUCACAAUUAGCAUUUAUUCAAAUAGACGGAAUGGAAUAAAGGCAAUAACAUUUUUAUUUUUAGUAACAGUAACGAGGAUCCCCAGUGCUUUUAAUGGCCUAAUAAUUGUGUCCUAUAUGUAUUAAGCAAAUUAGAUAAAGAGGAUGUGUAUACCCUUUACCAUAGAAGUGUUAAACUGAAUUAAUUUUGUACGUACCUUUUUAAAGUUUUAUUUAAAUUUUUAAUAUAUGACUGUCAUUUUGUUUUCUUUUUGGUCAUUAAACAAUUUUAAUAAAGUGCCAACUUUGUCAUGAA